AUGGAAAUCAUCGAGACAACCCCACAACAACCCAUCAGUCAACGCGUAUCGUCUCAUUCGCACAUUAAAGGACUUGGCCUCGAUUCCGCAGGUCUUCCGAUAUCUGAUAUUUCGUGUGGUUUAAUUGGGCAAGAGAAUGCUCGCGAGGCAUUGGGACUUAUUGUAGAGAUGGUGAAGAUGAAGCGAAUGGCUGGGCGUGCCAUUUUGCUUGCAGGAGCUCCAGGAACUGGCAAGACCGCGUUGGCUCAGGGUUUGGCCAAACAACUUGGUGACGAUGUUCCUUUCCGCGCAAUGGUAGCUUCCGAAGUGUAUUCCGCUGAAGUCAAAAAAACGGAAGUCCUUAUGGAAAACUUCCGCCGUGCCAUCGGCCUUAAAAUGAAAGAAGUUAAAGAUGUUUACAUUGGCGAGGUUAAGGAGAUCACACCCGAGUUUGUCCCAAAUGCGGUUGGUGGGUAUGGAAAAACUGUGUCUGGUGUUGUUGUUUCGUUGAAAACAAACAAAGAGACCAAACAGUUACGCCUUGAUCCAGGAAUAUACGACAAACUACAAGCCGAAAAAGUGACCGUUGGUGAUGUUGUGUCAAUUGAGUCAAGAACAGGUGAGUUGAAGAGACUUGGUAAGUGCGAUAAUUAUGAAUCUGAACACGACUUGGAGAACGACAAAUUCGUGACACUUCCAUCGGGAGACGUCCACCAAAAGCGUGAGGUUGUUACAAAUGUGUCUCUGUAUGAUUUGGAUCUUAUUAACAUAAAAAGCCCAAAUACCUCUGUUAAUUCCUUUUCCCACAAAGUUGAGAUGACAGACAAACUGCGCUCCGAGGUGAAUAAAAUGGUCAACAAGUACAUCAAUCAAGGUAACGCGGAGUUGACACCAGGUGUGUUGUUCAUCGACGAAGUUCAUAUGCUCGAUGCAGAGUGUUUUGCCUUUUUAAACCGGAUGUUAGAGAGUCAGUUGGCGCCAAUUGUUGUUUUUGCAACAAACAGAGGAUUAGUUGAAGUCAGAGGGACUGAAGAAGUAUCACCACAUGGCAUUCCAAUGGAUUUGUUGGACAGACUCCUCAUCAUCCCAACAAAGCCAUACGAUUCAACACAACUUUACAAAAUUAUAAGUGUGAGAGCAACUGUUGAACACGUCGAGUUAUCUGAAGAGGCCACUUUGUCUCUUGCAGGUGUCGCCUCGAAACUUCGUUAA
Entamoeba invadens IP1 is the source of this 1191-nucleotide messenger RNA. RefSeq lists its product as hypothetical. Gene Ontology annotation, cellular component: NuA4 histone acetyltransferase complex; Ino80 complex; R2TP complex. The record is from RefSeq and is a predicted model, not a curated record. Bases 1 to 1191 code for a protein of 396 amino acids. NCBI's taxonomy places the organism in Eukaryota, Evosea, Mastigamoebida, Endamoebidae. Gene Ontology annotation, molecular function: ATP hydrolysis activity; ATP binding; DNA helicase activity. The transcript has a single exon. Gene Ontology annotation, biological process: box C/D snoRNP assembly; chromatin remodeling; regulation of transcription by RNA polymerase II.